CAUAAAAGUCAAUGUGUGCUGGGGAGAUGCAUCCACUGCUGAUUUGAGGCUUGUGUCAGGCAGAGAAUAGAUUCACCUGAGGACCAAAGGAAAUCUGAGCGCAGAGGACAAACUGGGAAGCACAGAAGGAGGAAAAAAAAAACCCAUCAAGAGAAUGAAGAAGUGUGUAGCGGUUGUCGUGGUGCUGAGUCUCCUCUCAGUGGGACUCUCUGCUCCUCUUAGCAGCUGUGACACUCUGGUGAAACCCAUAACUCUCAGCAAUGAGGACAUGUUGGGAAGGUGGCUGUACGUCGGGGGGUGCUCUGACCUCCCAGGAAGCCGCUCCCUGGUCCACCUGAUGAACAGCGCCUGGCUGGACAUCACCGCGACCGCCCAGAGCAACAUCCUCAACCUCGUCCAGACUCAGAGAAUAUAUGGGGAAUGUUCCAGCUUAACAUACAAUGUGAUCUUUGAAAACAGCACAAUGUUGAUUGAGCAACCCUUCCACCUCAAGGAAGUCUACCUGCCCACUAACUGCUCCGAUUGUCUGGUUGCCUAUGAACAAGUUUUCACUGGCAAAGAAACCUUCACCAGCUUCCUGCUUUUUAGCAGGAGACAAAGCGUCUUACCUGGAGUCGUGGAGAUGUUCAGGACACAAGCAGAAUGUCUCCGGAUGCCGUCGCCCAUAAUGAUAGACUCAAACUACGAAAUCUGCCCAGACAACAUCGCUCCCUCAGAGGGCAUCAGCGCCCUCAACUCUAUGUUAGAGGCCAAGAUGGGACAUCGAGUUGCAAAACUCCUGGAUGCUUUUUUUGACAUGUUUGUGAACUGAUUAGUUUAGUCCUUUUGUACAGAGAAAGUGUGGAAUUUUUCCCUCUUGGUUACAUAAAUAAUUAAAAGAAUUAAAUAAAAUGAAGAAUGAGGAACG
Molecule: messenger RNA, 907 nt
Organism: Anoplopoma fimbria (sablefish)
Lineage: Eukaryota; Metazoa; Chordata; Actinopteri; Perciformes; Anoplopomatidae
Exons: 6
Coding region: 155-811 (218 amino acids)
Source: RefSeq, a predicted model, not a curated record